This is a messenger RNA of Macrosteles quadrilineatus (aster leafhopper), 1392 nucleotides long. RefSeq names its product EEF1A lysine methyltransferase 2-like. Gene Ontology annotation, molecular function: tRNA binding; protein-lysine N-methyltransferase activity. Gene Ontology annotation, cellular component: nucleus; cytoplasm; nucleoplasm. The record is from RefSeq and is a predicted model, not a curated record. Gene Ontology annotation, biological process: peptidyl-lysine dimethylation; tRNA N1-guanine methylation; peptidyl-lysine monomethylation. Bases 178 to 1194 code for a protein of 338 amino acids. NCBI's taxonomy places the organism in Eukaryota, Metazoa, Arthropoda, Insecta, Hemiptera, Cicadellidae. The transcript is spliced from 2 exons.
CUAGGUCUAACCUAAAAUUCAAAUUCAGAAUAAUAGUACAUUGACGAGAACCUCCAUAAUAUAAUUUUAAAGUAUUCAUUUUAAUUAUAUUUGUGAUAAUCACCUCUUGCUUGUGUAACCAGGAUCUUAACUUUUGCAAUUAAUGCUUGGAAUAAUAUACGGAGGAAGCUGGAAGAUAUGGAGCCAGUAGAAAUGGAAGAAAAACAAGUGAAACCAUCCAUGGAGUCAGAAAUCAUUGAAGAUGAAAUAACAGACAAAGUAGUCAAUGAAAUCCAUUCCUUUCAUGUAAAUGAUCAAUCGUCAUCCCCUAGGGACUCUAGUUCGGGUGUAAGUGAUACUCAAAACAGCAGUAAAAGGAAGCUUGAUAAUCAUUCUGAUGAACAAAGUUUAGAAGCAAAAAAACGUAAAUGGAAUGAUCUUUGGCAAGCCAUAGAAAUACCGCCAGAGUUAUCAAAAAGGCAAAGGAAGAAAUACAUUAGAAAAGUUCUAUGGGAAACAAAAUGGAAGCCUGAAAAAAGAGCGAAAGAAAAGGAAAAACUUAAACAAAAGAAAUUGCAAGCUAAGUUGGAAAAUAAACCAUUAGGACCUUCCAGAAAUAUGUUGAAGCAUUCAACAAUGGCCAAAAGUAACUGCAAACUUAGAAUCACGUUAGACUUUUCUUUUGAUGACCUAAUGACUGAAGCAGACAUUGGAAAAUGUCUAAAACAGUUAAACAAUUGCUAUUGCCUUAACAGAAGAGCUACAAAUCCUCUUCAGUUACAUGUUACUAAUUUUUCUGGUAAGGCGAAGAUUCAGUUCGAUAAAACUACUCCUUACAAAAACUGGGAUGUGAACUUUCAUGAAGCGAACCAUUUAGAAGUGUUUUCAAAAGAAGAUCUUGUAUACUUGACAAGUGACUCUGAUAAUGUUUUAUCAACAUUAGAUCACUCUAAAGUAUAUGUCAUCGGAGCCCUAGUCGACCACAACAAGUACAAAAAUCACACUCUGGAAGUAGCGAUUAAACAAGGUAUACAGCACGCACAGUUGCCAAUUGGAGAGUACUUAGAAAUGAAAACUCGAAAAGUGCUUACCAUAAACCACGUGUUUGCAAUUAUGAUUCAUGCAUCAGAAGGAACUUCUUGGAAAGAUGCUCUUUUAAAAGUAAUUCCUCCGAGAAAAGGUGCUGUUGAAAAGUUAUCAGCAGAAGGAACUUAGCAAAGUAGUUGCAAUAAGUUUAUAUACAGACUUUUUAAAAGCUUAAUAAAAUACAGGGACGGAUUAGAUUAAUUUGCUUGUAUCUUUUUGCUUUCCUUACACCCUAAUUUAGAGGAGAGUUAUCCCCUUAUCCUUGGGAUCAUAAUAUUCAAUAUAUCAUACCAUGUGCUCAAGAUUAAUUAUCAAGAUUUGUGAAGA